Molecule: messenger RNA, 5024 nt
Organism: Zerene cesonia (dogface butterfly)
Lineage: Eukaryota; Metazoa; Arthropoda; Insecta; Lepidoptera; Pieridae
Gene: yem
Product: yemanuclein-like
Exons: 17
Coding region: 104-2770 (888 amino acids)
Cellular component (GO): nucleus
Source: RefSeq, a predicted model, not a curated record
CAAACAAUGAAUUCCAACAUGGUGGCAAUGUGGUACACAGUUUGAAAAUGCAGGCCGUGUCAUGCUUUGAAAAAAAUCAUUUUAUGCUCGAUUUUGAUGGAAAAUGUCGGACCCUAAACGUGCUACGAUUAUAACAGUGGGUGCUCCAAAAAGUGUAAAGAAUAAUGUGAAUAAAACAGUGAGAUUAACUAUAAAUUUGGAGGAAAGCAACGAAUUGAAAUGUCCAGAGCUGAAUUACAAGGAACUAGUCAUAGCAGCAGCAAGAAAAAAAAGAGUAGAAAAUGGAAAAACCGCAGGGCUGGACCCGUUCUCAGAUAAUGAUGAUGAUGUUGAGAGAGUUGCUAGAAAAUUUGAACAAAAAUAUGGUGGUAAGAGUACAUACGGCAGAAAAGGCCGAUCGAAAUAUGAAGAUUUCGCAGACAUUGGGGCUGGCUAUGAUGAAAAUGAUUCCUUCAUUGACAACACCCAUGGGUAUGAUGAGAUGAUCCCACCCGAAUGUGAUACACUCCAUGGUGGUUUCUAUAUAAACAGUGGAUCUCUCGAGUUCAAGACUGUGCCAGAGAACCAAGUAGCCCACUCAGAUGGAGAGCAACGGAGGAAUAAUAAGCGGCGCAUUUCAUCGAGCAGCAGUGAAGAGGAUUCAUCGGAAAGUUCAUCGGACUCAGACAGCCAGGAUGUGAAGGACACAAAGCCCAUGACCAAUGGCAAUGUUGAUUCACACAAGACUGAACAUAGGAAAAAGAAAAAUAAAAAGAAUGAUAAGAAGAAAGCCAAGAAAGUGGGCAGAACUGACUCAUCUGCAGCAACAUCCGGAAAACAGACCUCGGACGAAAAUGGAGCUGGCGAAGGCGAAAGUGCGGAUUCGCGAACCUCUCAGUCCGACUCGCUGACCUCGAAACCGGCUCCCAGCUCCGAGAAUGUGGUCACAUCGGAUAGUUCCAGAGACACAGAAUCAAAGGUGGAAGUUAAACUGCCGCAACUCGUGAGUCAAGCAAUUGAAGAAUUGGAGGCAUUGGGUCAGCAACUGAAAGACAAUCCGGGGAAAGAAUUUGAUGCCAAGACUGAUCUAUGUGUUGUGAAAUUGGAGCGCAGCCUGAACAAGUGCGGCGCGGACAACCGCUUGCGGCGCGUGUGCUGGGGCCGCGCCGCCGCCGCGCUGCGCUGCUCGCGCGCCCGCCUGCUGCAGCGCGCCAAGCGGCUCGACGCGCCCGCCGCGCACGCCGCGCACGCCGCGCCCGCCGCUCCGUCAACUCAAGCAGCAGCACAGCCGCAAACGAAUCCCACUCAAACAAGCACUGCCAAUAGUUCUACUGUUAUAACCAAUACUAACUCAAGUUCGCUCAAGAGGAAGGCCAAUGAUGACUUAGAGAAUAUUGAUGACGUCAGCAGACUAACUCCAGAGGAGAAGGAGGCGCGGAUCGUGGAGACCUUGCAGAGGUUACAAGUGUUAAUAGAUGAGAGAAAACCAGACAUGAUCGCGACAUAUAACGCUGAGUGUGAAAGAGUUCAACAGGAGAGGAAGAAGAUGCAGAUAGCGUCGGCGGAGGGCGCGCCGCACGCCGACAAGCGGCUGCCCAAGCGGCGCUUCCCGUGGUGCGCGCGCAGCCGGGCGCUGCUGGCGCGGCUGGCGCGCCUCGCCGCCGCGCCCGAGCGCGCCGCCGCGCUGCUCGCCACGCGCGCGCUGCCGCUCUUCCCGCCCGGCUUCGUGCGCAUGCCCACGCUGCUGCGCCAGGCCAAUCUCAACAAAGAAGUGAAAGCAGCGACGCUAAAAAGGCAACGCAUCGGUUCAACGUCACAAUCCCAACCACCAACAGUUGUCAACAACAUACAACAAUUCAACGAGCCCAUACAGUUCCCGAGCUCGCUCACAGUCACAACAACAACAAAAACAAUCGAAAAAGAAGACGACAAACAUAAAACUCUAUCCUAUGGCUCAAUAUUGAACACCUUCUCUCUCAACAAAGACUUAAUCAUUGAAAAUCCAAACGACAGGACAGAUAAAAAAGAUGUUCCCAACAAUCUAGGCAGUAUAACAAUAACACCAGUGCUCAGUAAAGAAAAGAAAGUUGACAAAAAGGAGCCGCUCAUACGCGUCAAAUCGCCAGCCGCCUUAAACAACAUGGUCAAGAAAGAUGGUGAUAAGAAGAGAAAAGAGAAGAAGGAUAAAAUAGACACGCCCUUACACAUAGACACGAACACGCAAGUGAGGGAAUCAAUGAAGAGUCCUCGUGUUCACGAAUUCAGUAAGACGCAAAUAGACAGUAUGAAAGCGAUGGAGAAUAAUAUACCACACCCGGCGUUAGUGCCGGUGCAUCAUUCGCCGACGUUCGCGAAGCCGGACAAACGGCCUCCGGAGAAGAAGAAAAAGGACAUAGAAAUUGUCUCCGAUUUGGACCCGUUGGGUGACAUACAGCAAGACACAGUUGCUGUGGACGAUAGCAGUAGUGAUAUAGAAGUGAUAGAGGACAAAGUUAGUGAUAAAGUGUGUGAGAGUGACACAGUGCCUUCAGAUAGGAGUGAUUGUAAAGUGAAUAGUGUUAAGAAGAACGACCUGGACGAUGCGACCAAGGAGGAGAUUAACACGGUUAUGAGGGGCUUGGAGGAAAUGAAGCACUCCCAAUCACCAACCAAGGUUAACUGCAAUUCAUAUGGUGGAGUUAUUACAAGUGCGAAGCACGAGUCUUCCAAGCAAGCGUACAACAGGACUAUAUUUGAGCCCGCGAAUAAAGACAAAUUAGCGAACUUCUUUGAAAGAAAUAGAUGGAUGUAACGCCGUUAAUGGUUGAAUUUUUGAAAACAAAUCUCACGAAGAUCAGAGAAGAAUUUACACGGAAUCAGUUUAUUUAGUUGAGAAGACGCUUUCGUCUUGAACAGGGAUUCGAACUGCCUAUAUUGCUCAGGAACUAUAAUUUAAAUUUAUUUUGUGACUGCCUAGUAUUCCCUCACUACGAAAAUAAAAUCACAUCAAAAAUGGUACAUCUAUGUGAUAUGUUUCUAAAAUAAUAGAAUAGAUAUUUUUGUUUAUAAUGUGUUAGUGUAUUUUAUACUAUAUAGAUUUAAUUAAUUUAAUUCAAAAAAUAGUUGGAACAGAUCAGAAUAAAUAAAAAAUUUCCAUCUCAUUUCAUUAAUGUUGUUUAUAACGAAUAAGGUAGUAAUUAUUGAGAAUAACAUGUAAUAUAUCGCUUUAUUAAUAAUUAAAUAAAACAUUGAUAUGAAUAUUUGCGUAAGUUACUAUUAAAUUCCGACAGAUGGCGUUGUAUUCAAACUCAAAAUAUUUUAUUGUUUCUCUAUGCUUUUACUGUAUUAAUCUAAAGGGCUAUUGUAUAUGUUACUAGCUGUUGCCCGCGGCGACACUCGCGUGGUACCCGGGUAAAAAGGAGCCUAUGUGCCGCAUCCAGACUAUAAUUUAUCCAAAUUUUAUACAGAUACGACAAACUUUUGCCUUUAUAAGUUGUAGGUUUUUUAAUAUUCUGAUCUGUUCUAAACUAGUAUUUGAAUUCUCCACACAACAUACAUAUAUUUUUUUUUGUUUUUGUAGUUAUUAAUCGUUCAUACGUUUUUGAAUCCUGGUUUAAAUUCUAUGUAUUGUAACAAUUAUGAAUCGUUUUAUUGCAUUAAACUUUAAAAUCUGAUUUAAAUGUAUGUGUUAUUAAUUGUAAGAAGUCUCGUAUUAUGUGAUCUUAUGAUUUAUUCUUAUUGGUGUUUGAAAAAUACAUGAAGCCUGCAUGUUGUUUAAAAAAAAUAAAUCGAAAAUCAGCAGCAAAAAAAAUUGUUAAUAGAUUUUCUGUCACUUUAUUUUGGAAAAUGGUUCGGAAACACGAUUACCAUAAAUAUUAGUGUCAUGUGAAUUUAGUUUAUUUUCAUUAAUUUUUUUUUAUUUUAUUUAUACACACUUCGUGCAGGCUCAAAGCAUAGUCUGACAAUCAAAGUCCAAUAAUGGUGAUAGGCUAGUCUACUUUACACUGGAAAUCAAUUUUUUCACAUAUACACGCUAAUAAUAAUAAAAUCAUUAAGUGGCCAAUGAAACUGCCAUUUUGUAAGUGUGCGUGAUGUAUAAUCGUGUUUUAUUUGUGUUGAUAGCUGACAAAAACCGUUUGUUCUUGUGAUUCAAUUGUGGGUUAUAUCCUGUUUGACAGAGACACGAGAUAUAUUUUGCAUAGUGCUGUCUCUGUCUGACAAUAUAAGAAUUUCUGCCAUUUGAUCACAAGAACAAGUUUAUUUCGGUUCCAAAUCUAAAAGUUCCAAGUUUAAAAUCAAUUUAUUCAGAUCUAGCUCUAAACUAAGUGAGAUUUAGAUCGAAAAACUUAAAACGACUAUUCUAUGUCUUAAGAUUGAUCAUCAGACAAUUAAGCCUAAGAACUUAGUUCUAGGUCAUGUAAAAACUUAAGAGGCCUAUGUAAGUGGCUUCGAGAUAAAAGUCUGUCUUUAUAAGGCAAUAAUAAAUGUGAGGUAAGGUCGGAAAAAAAAUGUAAAUGCCCAAGACUUAGUUUUGUGGUAUUAAAAUUUCCUGGGAAAAAUAAAUUUGCAAAUUUCCAUAAAGGUUUUGCAGGACAAGUAUUAAAAAAUCCGCGCCCAUGAUGAAAGAAUCGGAAUAAAAUAUCUCAUGUUGUCUUGCUCGCACAUAGGGGAUAGAGUACAAGCUAUCUCGCUCAUUUUCGAUUUGAUUAUUUAUUGGCGCGGUAUACGACCCUAAAAAGUCUUGAUAUUCCUAUAAAAUGCAUUAAAACAAUGCGUGUUAGCUCUGUAUUGAUUGGAAAAGUAUAAAAAUAUAAAUAUAGUCAGAACAGUAAGAUCUAAGGCCUUGUAAAUGUUUGCUAUGAGAUAGUAAAUAACUGAAAUGAUUAUAAUUGUAACAUAAUAAAUGCUUAUUUUAUAAUCCCGAAGCUUGUGGGACAGUUAUUUUAAUACAUACAACUAGAAAACAGUCGGAUUAUGUUUCUUUUUUUUUUGUAAUAGUGAUGGAUGUAUUUAUAACGGAAUUCCAAAUUAUGUCCAAUGUAUGAUGAAUAAAUAUUUAUAAUGAA